CAAAGAAUCUAGGCCAAAAUAACCAAAACUCAAUUGAUUCAAACCAUUCAUGACGAAUUUGUUGCAUUUUAGGAAAUACAAAAUGUAACGUUUCAUUUAACAUUCGUUUGACGUAUAAUUAGAUUAAGAAAAGAACAACGCGUUGAAUCAUACAUUCCAAUCGUCAUUGUGUUAUUCAUAUUCUCUAUCAAGUAAUUAUCAGUUCGAAAUUAGCAUUUGUCUCUGACGGUAUUGUUGUUUUUUUCCAAAUACUACACCAAAACGGAAUCGUUUUUUUUAAGUGUAACGUGAAAUAUUCGCUUCAAUAAAAGAAAAAUGGAAAUUUUCUGGCUGAAUUCGGGAUUUAUAUUUUAAAAAAUAGGCUCAAUUUAUGGGUUAUUUUAUAGGUUCUCGACAUAAGUUACCUUAUUUUUUCUGUGGAAUUGAAGAAGUCCUCCAAAUAACUGAACACUCAUUUCGCUGUCUUUCUACACAAGAGCGUGAAAAGUUCAUCUUUUGAUGAGGAUUUUGAAGAGCGGAUGCAAGACAUUUUUCUUUGAUUCACUUCACUGAUUUAUUUUUUUUUUAAUUUCAAGCAAACAAAAAAGACGAAAGCGGCCGAACAGCUCUACAUGUCGCUGCUGAGAAUGGUAACUUGGAGGACGUUGAAAAGCUCCUCAAGAAAGGAGCCAAAGUUGAUUCGACAGACAAAAAACAGCGUAAACCUCUUCAUUUGGCUGCUACGAAUGGUCACUCGAAUGUCGUUGACUUUCUCAUCACAAAAGGAGCCAAAGUUGAUGUUACGGCCGAUUUUGAUGGGACACCUCUUCAUUUAGCUGCUGAGAAUGGACACUAGGAUGUCGCUGAAAGGCUUAUCACAGAAGGAGCCAAAGUUGAUGUUAAAGACUAUUAUAAACGGACACCUCUUCAUUAUGCUGCUAUGCAUGGACACAAGGAUGUCGCUGAAAUGCUCAUUACGAAAGGAGCCAACGUUGAUUUAGGGGACUUCCAUGAUCGGACACCUCUUCAUCAUGCUGUUGUGACUAGACAAAAGGAUGUCGCUGAAAUGCUCAUCACGAAAGGAGCCAAGCUUGAUUUAGGAGACUGCCAUUACCGGACACCUCUUCAUCAUGCUGUUGUGACUAGACAAAAGGAUGUCGCUGAAAUGCUCAUCACGAAAGGAGCCAAGGUAGAUUUAGGGGACUUCCAAAAUCGGACACCUCUUCAUCAUGCUGUUAUGAAUGAUCACAUGGAGAUUGUCGAAUUGCUCAUCGCAAAAAAAGCUAACGUUAAUCUUAAAGACGGUCGCAAGCAGACACCUCUUCAUUAUGCUGCUUGGAGUGGCAACUUACAGAUCGUUAAAAUCCUUUUCGCCAAUGGAGCCAGUCUUACUGAUACAAAUUAUCAACAUGAGACACCUUAUCAGACUGCUGCUUUAUAACAAGGAGGUGGCUGACUAUUUCAAGGAGGCUGAAGCAAAAAGACGCCAAAAUUGAAAUCAAUUGAAAAAUCAGAUUUUUUCCUUUGAGUUCCGUAUUCGAUUGUCAUGUAGAAUAUUAACCCGAAAACGGGCAAGCUAAAUCACUUAAGACCGAAAUGGACCCAUAGUUUUAUGGCUGUAAAAUUGAAAAAAAAAACGCAAUAUAUUUUCAAAAGUGAGACUGUGCUGGAAGCUAGAAAGAUGCAUCUCUCAAACGUGCCAUAUGUCGAUAAAAUUGAAUGAAAUAUACAACUUUUUAUGAUAUAUUGCUUUUUACACCGAAAAUAUUAUCAAUUCUGGUGGAGAAAUGGCUUUUUUUUCGGUUUUUGACAUUUACAAAAAUUCAAAUGAAUACAUGUCUCUGUAACUUUUCUAAGGUUCAUCCAAUUUUAUUGAUAUAUUGCGCAUUGAAAUGGUUUUCGGAAUAAUCCUACUUUGGAUGAUAUACUAUGUAUUCCCAAUUUUACAACUAUAAAGCCAUGGGCCCAUUUUGGUCCAAUUUGCCCGCUUGUGUCCAGAAAAUAUAUUUAGCUCCACGGAGCGCCAUCUAAUGAUCGAUGUUCAAUUUUUUUUGGCUGUAAUACGUGGAAAGGAUCAAACAGUACAAUGCAGCACCUUUUCCGCACAAGAAUAUAGUUUUUAUAUAUUUAUUUAUUAUUGAAAAACCAUCUUCUCGGACCACAACGGAGCCACUUGCUCGGUUGAGAGUUAAUUUCAAUAUAUCUUUGUCAAACUUUAACCAUAUCAAUGUUGCUGCUUGGUUCGACCAUAUCGGUCAUGAUGUGAAAAGUUGAUAAAUCAUAUACGAAUGCUAAGCAAAAAUCUGUAAACUUCCGAAUACACUCAUAAUUGGGUUGCUGUGCCCAUUGACACAAUACUAGCGAUCGUUGUAUGUUCCUUUCGGUGCAUACGUACAUUGGCUUAAUUCAGAAACAAAUGGUUUCUCAUUGGAAAUCUAGCAUGAAUCCAAAUAAUAAAAUCCAGCAUUAAUUGCAUGAAUUGCAUUUUAGUCGAAUGAAAAUAGUGAAAAAAAAUUAAUUAAAAUGUAAAAGAAAUUUUCUUAAUAAAUAUG
This is a messenger RNA of Sitodiplosis mosellana (orange wheat blossom midge), 2531 nucleotides long. Its product is annotated as serine/threonine-protein phosphatase 6 regulatory ankyrin repeat subunit B-like. Gene Ontology annotation, molecular function: protein binding. Lineage: Eukaryota; Metazoa; Arthropoda; Insecta; Diptera; Cecidomyiidae. Bases 920 to 1420 code for a protein of 166 amino acids. The record is from RefSeq and is a predicted model, not a curated record. The transcript has 10 exons.